This is a messenger RNA of Racocetra persica, 255 nucleotides long. The record is from the annotation of a GenBank genome assembly. Lineage: Eukaryota; Fungi; Glomeromycota; Glomeromycetes; Diversisporales; Gigasporaceae.
GAUAUAAUUUUAUAUCUUCUGAGAACUUGGCAACAGCUAGUUAGUAAUUCCAAUAAUACUUAUAUUAGCACCAGUAACCCUCAACAAGUCCAAAAUACUUCUUCAAACCAACAAGAACCAAACUUAACACUUCAACAGUUACUUUUCUUAUAUCAGGAUAAUACUGAACAACAACAAUCAUUAACUGAUGAUACACAUCAACAAUCUUCACAACAAUCUCUACAAGCUAAUGACCAAAAUCCCACCGCAAACCAA